CCAAUCACAGCUGAGUCACAUGUACAAACGGAGAAUGCUGGUUAUUGGCAUUUCUCCUCCUCUCGUGCUGUCACGCUGACAGCUCGAGAGGAGAGAAGAGCCGGGGACACUGAUGAUCAGUGUGGCCCCAGAAGUGCCACCUGUCAGUGCUCAUCAAUGCUGCAGACCAGUGCACAUCAAAUGCCACAUAUCCAGUGCCCAUCUGAGCUGCCUUUCAAUGUCUAGCCCGACCCAUCAGUGCCACCCCUAUCAAUGCCUAUCAGUGCCAUAUAUCGGUGUCAUGCAUCAGUGCUGCCU
Molecule: messenger RNA, 297 nt
Organism: Staurois parvus
Lineage: Eukaryota; Metazoa; Chordata; Amphibia; Anura; Ranidae
Source: the annotation of a GenBank genome assembly